AUGCUGCUCAAGUCACGACUUAAGACAUGGCAGGUUAGGUCUGGGGCCAAGAGUGGCGGCAUGUCUCGUUAUGAAGAGAAUGUGAAUCGUAGGCUUCUCCUAUUUUUUCUGUCACAACUAGCUUGUUUCCGACUUUAUCUUCUUCUGGAAAGACAAAGAGUAAAAGCCAAUUUGACGAAAGACGCUUACUUGAACAAAACAAGCGGAUACAGAAAGAAAAUAAUGCACCUGAAGACUUUCCAAGUUUCAUUAGAGAAGGUUCAGGUAGUAACGCCAGAGAACUACAUAAAAUGUGACUCAGGGCUUAUAUAUCGUGAUUUUGUGGUUGGUGAAGGUGAUUUCCCACAGGCUGGUCAGCAGGUGAUGUUCCACUAUGUUGGCUACAAUGAGUCGGGCCGUCGUAUUGACAGCAGCUACACUCAGGGUUCUCCUGCCAGAAUCCGCAUGGGCACUAAUGCAUUGGUCCCAGGGCUUGGGAUUAUGGUUGGGAAUAAGGGGAAGAUGAAGGGGAAUAGCAGGAACAGUUUGGAAACAAGACAGGGAAAUAAGACUGGAGCUCUGUCCAACUUCAAUUGCAUUGCAAAAGAUACAGAAGAAAAUGCCUCAGUGCCGGCUAGAAGCUAUGCUGUGUAG
Molecule: messenger RNA, 633 nt
Organism: Prunus armeniaca (apricot)
Lineage: Eukaryota; Viridiplantae; Streptophyta; Magnoliopsida; Rosales; Rosaceae
Source: the annotation of a GenBank genome assembly